Molecule: messenger RNA, 1142 nt
Organism: Vespula pensylvanica (western yellowjacket)
Lineage: Eukaryota; Metazoa; Arthropoda; Insecta; Hymenoptera; Vespidae
Gene: spt4
Product: transcription elongation factor SPT4
Exons: 4
Coding region: 135-479 (114 amino acids)
Biological process (GO): regulation of transcription elongation by RNA polymerase II; mRNA processing; chromatin organization
Cellular component (GO): DSIF complex; nucleus
Molecular function (GO): RNA polymerase II complex binding; zinc ion binding
Source: RefSeq, a predicted model, not a curated record
AAACUUCGUUAAUUACAGUCAAUUCAGUCAUAUUCGAUUUAUCUUGCAUGAUGGCACGAGUUAACCUGUAAGUAAUUGAAAAGUUGUUUCGCUGUAAACAUUUUUAAAAGAAAGUAUAUAAUUUUGUUAUAUCAAUGGAAACGGUGCCGAAAGAUUUACGUGGUCUAAGAGCAUGUUUAGUAUGCUCGUUGAUCAAGACUUUCGAUCAGUUUGAAUUUGAUGGUUGUGACAAUUGUGAUGAAUUUUUACGUAUGAAAAAUAACAAAGACAAUGUUUUUGAUUGUACGAGUUCUAAUUUCGAUGGCAUGAUUGCAGCAAUGAGUCCAGAAGAUAGUUGGGUGUGCAAAUGGCAAAGAAUUAAUCGCUUUUGUAAAGGAGUUUAUGCAAUAUCGGUAUCAGGUCGCCUUCCAGCAGGCGUUAUAAGGGAAAUGAAAAGUAGAGGUAUAGUUUAUAGACCACGAGAUACAAGUCAGAGAUGAAUAUAUAUUCUAAUAAUAAAUAUUUAUUAUAUCUAAAAUUUUUCUACCAACUUCUAUGACUAUUUAACAUGAUAAUAUAAAUGUAUAUAUAUUUUAUAAAUGCGAUAGUGGUUAAAGAAUACUUAUGUACAAUACAGAAUAUUAGAGUAGAUAGAGUAUAUGUCUAACUCGAUCUAUUUUAAAUAUUUCUGUUAUUUAGCUAAUAAUAAAGUUAGAUGUAUCAUACAAAAGAUGUAUGGUGGCAUCAUUUUUAUUUUUUCAUUGGAAUACUAUAUGUUUUUCUGAUUAAACUGUACAAUAUAACUCGAAAUAUAACUUUAUUUAAGUUAGUGUCAAAUGUGAUUAUUGGUUGAACAUAUAUUUGUAAAGGAAUAGAAUGUGGGAUAUUGUAUCGCAGGCAAUUGAUUGUUUACACAGUUGAGCCACAAAUUUGCACAGGUUACGUGAUAAUUAUUUUCGUUAUAAAUUACUUUGUCGCUAGUAAUGACAGUUAAACAGAGUGCACAAGAAAUGCACUCUCCUUGAUGCAAAGGCCAAGUUGGUAGUUCUGUUACGAUCUACAAUAAUAUAGAAAACAGUUAAUGAAUAAACGUACAUAUACUUAUAUAAUUAUGUUGUAACAAAUAUAUAAAAGAUAAUAGAAAAUUUGUUCUAUGAAAUGUA